Tripterygium wilfordii is the source of this 1963-nucleotide messenger RNA. RefSeq names its product tRNA (guanine(26)-N(2))-dimethyltransferase. The transcript is spliced from 6 exons. Gene Ontology annotation, molecular function: RNA binding. Gene Ontology annotation, biological process: tRNA N2-guanine methylation. NCBI's taxonomy places the organism in Eukaryota, Viridiplantae, Streptophyta, Magnoliopsida, Celastrales, Celastraceae. The coding region runs from base 20 to 1309 and encodes 429 amino acids. The record is from RefSeq and is a predicted model, not a curated record. Gene Ontology annotation, cellular component: nucleus.
CCCGUCAAACUCUCCCGCCAUGUUAUCUCUCCAUCCUAAAACCCUGUUCCCUUCUUCUCCAUUUCACCUUACACACAGAGCCCUAAACCCUAACCCUAACCCUAGAUUCCCACACAGAAAAGCAGUAGUAAAGACUAACCAUUGCAAAGCGGAGUACACGACUGAAAGGGGUCUCCAAUUCGAGACGGGAGAGUCCUUCUUUCGCCACGAGAGCGCCACAGGUCGCGACUUGGGUGUGCUUGCUGCGGCCCUAUACAAGAGAGAGAAAGGCCAAUUACGGGUCCUCGACGCAAUGUGCGGGUGUGGUGUCCGGUCCCUUCGGUAUCUCGUUGAGGCAGAGGCGGAUUUCGUGGUUGCAAAUGAUGCAAACGACAAUUACCGGAGAGUUAUAUUGCAAAACUUGAGAUUGGUGGAGAGUGGUGAAGGGGAUGAGAGGAGGUGGGUCGUCACGCAUUCCGAUGCUAAUCGGAUAUUGACAGAGCACUAUUUGCAUAACGAUUUCUUGGAUUUUAUUGAUGUCGAUUCGUUUGGGAGCGAUUCUAUGUAUCUGAGGUCCGCCAUUUGUGCACUGCGAUGGGAUGGACUGCUUUACAUUACUUCAACGGAUGGGUUCUCGUCGGGAGGUCACCGGCCUGAGUGUUCCUUAGCUGCAUAUGGAGCAUAUAUUCGCCAGAUGCCAUACCCAAAUGAGAUUGGUUUGCGAAUGCUUAUAGGUGGGGCUGUGCGGGAAGCUUCUGUACUUGGUUAUCAUGUCACGCCACUCUUCUCAUAUUAUGCAUACCAUGGUCCUAUUUUUAGAGUCUUGCUUCAAGUGAACCGUGGGAAGCUAUCUGACAAGAGACAUUACGGUUUCGUUAGUUAUUGUCAUGGUUGUGGGAAUUCUCAAGCUUAUACAUGGGAGGAACUUGGUCAGAUGAAUUGCCCCUGCAGUUAUCAAAAAGGCCCUAGAUCACUUGUUGUUUCAGGUCCAUUGUGGACAGGACCUCUCCACAGUGCCAACUACCUUAAGGAAAUGUUGGACUUAGCCGAGACGUGGGGGUGGACAGGGAAAGGUACUGGAACUGAACUGCACAAGCUUUUAAGCCGGAUGGUGGAGGAGAGUGAUCCAAAAUUACCUCCGGGAUACAUCAAUAUGGAUGAGAUGGCAAGCCGUGCGAAAAUAAACUCUCCUUCCCUAGAGACAAUGAUGGGCACCUUGCGCAAGGAAGGUUAUGCGGCGAGUCGGACACAAAUUGCUAGCAAUGCCUUCAAGACAGACUGUCCCAUGAGUGAAUGCAUCAGGAUCGCCAAGGAUUUGAAGUGCUGCUAAUAGUUUUGAACAGGAAGUGUAAUCUAGCACUUCCACAAUGACAUUUCCUCAAAAAAAACUUAUCAAUCUAGCACUUCAAGACACUGUUAUUACUGUCAGUGACGUGAAUAAUUUUUCUACGAUCACGUCAUUGGCAAUUGCGUGAUUAGCUCAUUAAUGUUAAUGACGUCACUGUCAAUCGUGUGAUUGAUAAAAACAUACUAAUUGCACCACUGACAGUGGCGUCAUUGUAGAUCUUCAAACAAUCAUGCUUAGUGACGCCACUGGAAGACCUUCAGGACACUGCCUUGCAUAGAUAGGGAGGAGCAGCUUGUAUAACUGGGCAGGAGAACUGAUUUGCAUGAUGCAAUUAAUGAUUCAGCUGCUGUCGUUGAUAGUAAUUAGUUAGGCAGUAAGUAAUGUGGUAGCUGAGCCACCACGGGGAUGUAGUUAUACUGUAGGCUAAGCACGCGGACGUGGUCAUGCUCAUGUUGCUGAGUUUAUAUGCAUCCCUCACAACUGACGCAAGAUGAUGUUGGUCCAUCUACUGCCUCUACCAUAUUGACCACACGAACUAAGAGGAGAACGUACCAAUAGACUUUCUUAAUGUAUGUUUUAUGGAUGUUGAAUGUUAGGACCAUAUGUUAUUUGUUUACAGAGAUUGGUUGGUUUGUA